This is a messenger RNA of Lotus japonicus, 1335 nucleotides long. RefSeq names its product homeobox-leucine zipper protein ROC2-like. NCBI's taxonomy places the organism in Eukaryota, Viridiplantae, Streptophyta, Magnoliopsida, Fabales, Fabaceae. The transcript is spliced from 5 exons. The coding region runs from base 43 to 1152 and encodes 369 amino acids. The record is from RefSeq and is a predicted model, not a curated record. Gene Ontology annotation, molecular function: lipid binding.
UCUUAAUUUCAUUGUAUAUGAUUUUUUGUUUUGUUUUGGUAGAUGAGUGCAGAACUUCAUUUGCCUACCCCUCUGGUACGCACACGGGAGUGUUAUUUUGCAAGGUACUCCAAGCAGGUGUCUGAUGAGAGGUGGGUGGUGGUUGAUAUGUCGUUGGAGAAGUUUUUUCCUUCUCCAUCAAACAAUUUUCACAAAAGACCAUCAGGCUGUUUGAUUGCAGGAAUUCCUAAUGGGACCUCCAAGGUUAUAUGGGUGGAGCAUGUGGAAGCAGACCAUAGCCAAUUGCAUGAUCUUUUCAAGCCUCUAGUCGCCUCUGGUUUGGCUUUUGGUGCAACGCGGUGGCUUGCUUCCCUAGUUCGCCACAGUAAAUGGUCUGAAACCCUUAAUGCACCAGUACUGUUUGCAGAGAAAGGGGUUCGCAUACCUCAGUCUGGGAGGACAACUUUGUUAAAACUAACGGAUAGAAUGAUGAGAACCUUUUGUCGCAAUGUGAGUGCUACUGCAAGCAAUCAAUGGAUGCAAAUGACUUCAUUUCCUGGUUGUGAGGAUGUGAGAGUGAUGAUCAAGAAUAAUCCGGAGGGUAUCCCUAUGUUUGGGAGAACAUCGCUGGUUUUCACUACUUCUCUUCGUCUUGAAGUCUCCCCAAACCGAUUAUUUACCUUCCUUCGUCAUGAGGAUUCUAGAAAGAAGUGGGAUAUGCUUUCUCAAAAUCUUACUACCGAACAGUUUGCCUACAUUAUCAAGGGAGAAAAUGCAGGGAACCGAGCUUCCUUGCUGCGCGCAAUUACUCCCAGGGGCAGGACUGACAUCUUUUAUGUGCAAGAGAGUUACACAGACUCAUCAUGCUCGUAUGUGAUUUACGCGCCGCUAGACGAGUGGGCUCUGCAAGGUAUUGCAAAUGGAAUCAACCCUGACAUUGUGAUUGUUCUUCCAUCAGGGUUUUCUAUUCUUCCUGCAGGACAAGAUCAUGAAGGAAAAGACAAUGCAAGUCUUCUAACAAUUGCAUUCAAUCUCAUUGAUAAUGAGGCUACUGAGUCAUGUAUUCCUCCUCAAUCGGUUGAAACCUAUUAUGGCAUUAUUACAGACACUGUUACCUCUAUCAAGGACGCAGUGCAGUAUAAUAAUCGACUCAACAAUUGGAUUGGAGAUUGAAAUUUCAAGUGAAAGCUUCGAGCUAGUCCUGGUUGUCCUGGAUGUAGCAAAAUGUGAUGUAGAUUGUAGUUGGAAGUUUGUGUACUCAUUAACUAUCUUAUUUGAAGCUGUUGGGAUCAUUGUAUUUUUUGAAAACAGGUUGUGAUAGACAGGUUUUUCCGUUUUAAAAAAACGUAUUCAAAU